Messenger RNA from Nothobranchius furzeri (turquoise killifish), 4458 nucleotides. It is a transcript of the gene ajm1, whose product is annotated as apical junction component 1 homolog. NCBI's taxonomy places the organism in Eukaryota, Metazoa, Chordata, Actinopteri, Cyprinodontiformes, Nothobranchiidae. Gene Ontology annotation, cellular component: apical junction complex; plasma membrane. The record is from RefSeq and is a predicted model, not a curated record. Gene Ontology annotation, biological process: cell-cell junction organization.
CCUAUUUGGACACUUUUCUGACUGAAUACAGCUGUUACCUGCCAGCUCUGCCUGCCCACCUGAUCCCAAACAGGUUCAGCUCAACAAUCAAUACGAUCAUCCUCAAACGGACCACCCUGGGCUGCAUUAUGCCCAUCAUAAAUCCGAACAGGAGAAUGAUUCGUGGGGUGGCGCCAAACUCUCCGUCACCGCCAGCUGGAGGAACCCUCCUGAUUCCUGGUACUGGAUCCGAUGCUGUGUUGUUGCUUGCUGCAGGUAAAGUCGGGUUUGAAGUCGGAACCUUCUCCUGCAGGAUUGUAUGUACGUGACAGUGCUGCGGGAACGUUAUCGGAGUCGGAAUCACAGACAGCGAGAUGGAUGGAGUGGUGGGAUAAGGUGCAGCGGCGCUGCGCAGCCGCAAACGCCCACUGGCGCUGUCUGAUCAGGGAGGAGGAGAGAAAAAUCCGCGGAGUCUGACCAAUCAGACGCAUAUUGCAGCUUCGCCUUCUGCACAUGUCAGAUGUCGUCACCGGGAAAACACCAUCGCGCUGCCUCGUAGCACCCCGACGACAAGAAUGGACCAGCACGGAGCGGGAGUCCGGACCGAUGCGGCAACAUCAGCACAAAAGCAACUUGAUGGAGAAAAAUAAAGGAAUCCCUUUAAGAUGACACGCACAGACCCACCUGACAUACUGGUAUCAACUGUGCAUCAAGAUAUAAAAGUGAUUCCCAUAUCUUCACACUGCAAGUCUCUGCAGCCAUCCAAACAAUGUGAUUUUGUGAAAUACAGCACACUGGAGGACAGGAAGAGCAAAGUCAGUAAGAGGCACUGCCGAAACUUUGACUAUCAAUCAUUGGAGAGUCCCACGUCAAACAAGAGCUUCAUGGAGUCCCCAUACAGGAAGGCUGACAGACAGGCAGCCAACCCUGAUGUUGCCUGGAAUGCCUUGGGACGCCAGCAGAGAUAUCGCUUUUCUGCCCCAGACAUUUUCAGCAACAGAUUAACUGCUCAAUCCUUGGCUGCAGAAAUGGCCAGUGAAGUAGUUGCCCCAGAGCAUAAAAGAAGGACCAGGUCAAAAAGUGCCUCUCGGGUCCAGACCAGCCUCACUCCUGUGUCUUUUGAAGAAUCAUCGUCUUCAGGAAGGAAAGGCAGAGAGUCCCAAAGAGCUCCAAGAGAUUCUCGUUGGAGACCUCAAGUAUCACCACGUAGGGAGUCAUCCUAUGCAGCAACAAGGACUCAUAUGCAUGAAGUACAUCCCAUUAAGUUGCAACCUCAAACUGGUGACAGCAGUAGAUAUUCACCACACUAUGCUUCUGAUAAAUUUGAAGAUGGAGGUCUGGAUAAACCAGCAACUAGCCCUCAUGUUAGGUGUCGAGUAGACAUUAAGCCUGAUGGAUUGCAUCAUUCAGGACGGAAACAGACUACUGCUGCUCCACUGGACUUUCCCUGGCAAAGGCACCACAGUGUGGGGAGGAGUCUGACUGUGCCACGUCAUUUCUCUUACUCUAGGACCCCAACUCCCACUGACUCAAUGGGUGCAGAAAGCAGGCAGGCCUAUCAAUAUUCCAGCAGCAUGCCAAGUAGUUACCUACAACAAAUGGAGCAUCCCUCACAAAGAAUGCCUUCUUCAGGUUACUAUGGUAGAGAACGCCGAGCUCAUUCCAGUCCUAAUGUGCCAACCAAGUUCUUUUAUGCAGGUGACCCAGGAAGAUAUGUGACUACUGUUCCUCCACAACCAAGCUCUUAUUUUCAUGAUGAACGUUACACACCAGGACAAGCAUAUUCUCCAAAAGUGCAAUAUGUGCAAGAUCCAAGGACUCAACUGGUGCAUGCUGUAGCUUCAAGACCACAUUACCCCGAAAUGGAGCCCUAUUCAUACUCUGUGCAGACAGGGUACCCCAAACAAUAUGCAGCAAGUGAACCAGGCCCGUAUAUUAUAAAAACACCCCCAACAAGAAUAUUUUAUGGUGACGAUCCAAGAUCUUAUCAAAUUCAAACUGCACCACCAAGAUUUUAUUAUUCAAGUGACAUGUAUGCAGUGCCACCAGAACACCACGUUCCCGCAAGGGCUUAUUACACUGAGGGCAGAAGACAUGCCAGAACUACUCAGCCACAAACAGAUGACUGGUAUGGCUCAGAUGCAUCUGGUUAUUCCACCAAUCCAACAUCUUAUACUUCUCAAGUCACUCCAACCAGAGUUCGGCAGGAGCCUGUGCUCCCUCCAUGGUAUGCCACCCCAUGUGUAGAACCUCAAAGAAUGGGCACAGAUUCCAAAUCUUACUCAAGGUCUUGGGACAACAUUCUCAACUCACGUGUAGAAAGAGAACAGCCUUUCUCUGUUCAAAGAGGUCAGAGCUAUGAUGAUCUUCUUGACUCCAGAAAGCCCUCUACAGCCACUGGUGACAAGCUACAACCAGUAGUAGUCAACCUUUCUACUUCCCCAAGACGAUAUGCGGCCUUAUCAGUGUCUGAUAACUCACUCAUAGACAAAAGCCCAACAGAAACAUCAAAAAGCACUACCAGUAAACUCUGGUUUGUCACUCCUGAGAUAACGAUCACUGAUAAUGACAUUAGACCAGGGAAUCUUAACAAGGUUGAAGGACGUUCUGCAAGUUGGGAUAUUCUUAACUCUCGAAGCACCGAAAAUCCAGAAAUGUCUCUACGCGAUUUUGAAAGUCCAGCCAAAGAGAAGACACACGACAAUGCCUCACUUCAGCAGAGCCUUGAGCAGCUUGAUGAACUUCUAGCAGAUCUUGUGACUGACUACAAGCCGCCAAGUAGAAGGGCAAGUGAGGACAUUCUGGAUCAAAUAAAGAAGUUAAUUGACGAAGAAGAAGCCGUAUCUCUGUCCAGAAAAAGCUCAAAGGCAGGUGCAGAAGAACCACCUCCCUUGGACAAACAGCCAACGUCAAUCAAAAUAAAUCCUGAUGCUUUUUGCGACCUGGAUGGAGCAAGUGAUGCCAUGAAGACUGCAGAAGAGUGCUCUCCUGAUCAGAGCCCAGAUGAAGAUGAUACAAUGAUGUGUUCUAACAACAAAUGCCGAAGAACAGAGACCCUAUUUAAUGCUUGUUUGUAUUUUAAAUCCUGCCACAGUUGUUACACCUACUACUGCUCCAGGAACUGCCGCAGAGAGGACUGGGACAUCCACAAGGAAAGCUGCUUGUAUGGAAGAAUUGGGAGCAUUUGCCGCCACAUCAUAAAGCACUGCCGGGAAACUGUUGAAGUCCACAAAGCCUUUUCCCGUAUUGCCAAGGUUGGUUACCUUUCUCGAGGUAGGGGGGUUCUUUUCCUUGGGUUUCCAAAUCCUGCAUCAUCCAGUAACUUCCUGCAGUACGGUCUGGAUAGUUUACCUAUGUCUCCCACAUAUCUAUCCCUGCGAGAGCUUGAAAGUUUCAAGGAUAAUCUGGGUGAGUACUGCAAGGAGCUACAGGAAGCUGGUAAAGAAUAUGACCCAAACGAAUGUUUCAUCUUGAAUGUAUCCAUUGCUGUGGGCGAGCAGCUGCCUGAUGGGCCAUCACCAAGGAAUCAAGCACCAACAGUAAGAAAAUAUGCAAAGGUCGCACUGGCUUCCUUUAGCCCCGAAACAAAAGUUCACAAAAAAGAAAGUGAUAUGGAAACACUCAUCCUGACGCCACCUCCAGGAACAGCAGACAUCGACAAAGAAGGGGAAGAAGGUCGCAAGGCUAGGGAAAUUUGUUUCAUCAAUAUUCAAAGAGAGUUAAGAAUACGAGGGGUAUUUCUGCGUCAUGAAUACCCACAGGUGUAUCAGCAGCUCUGUGAAUUUGUGGAGAAUAACAGAAGGUUCACGCCCACAACCAUAUAUCCAAUCGAUAAAAGGACUGGUAAACAGUUUAUGUGCAUGAUUAUGGCUGCCUCAGAGCCCAGGACAUUAGACUGGGUUGGCACUCCACAUCUCCUUGAUGACAUUAUUUAAGUGCACCUUUUGUUACAAAUAUAUAUGUAUAGAAAUGCAUAUAUAUUGUUGCACAUAUUUAUAUAUUGAUCAAUUACAAGCAUUUGUAGAUAAGUAUUUUGUUAUCAAAAUGAUAUACAUUCAUGUCUGCUUGGUCAGUAUUAUACUUUACCAAACAACUUCCUAUCAGGUGCAGAAGAAAUACAAUAUAUUAGGUAUUUAUUUUAACCCUAAAUACUUUAAAUCCACCACAAGUCAUUUUGUAGUUAAGUACUUUUAUGAGACAUUCCCUUUGGUGGGGAGCAUCUAAAUGGACAUUCUCGUGUUUUAUUAUGUCAGGUAAACAUGUACGGAAUAUUCUUUUGAUCUCAACCUCUGACAUAAUUUUACACAUCUGUGAGUGCAACACAAAUAUUUUCAUAUGUGACUUCAGCGGUGUAUCAUGCAGGAAAUAUGAAACAAUAUUUUCUUAGCUGCGCAAAUACUUUCUAUGCAAAGCUGUUUGAAGAGUUAAAGACUGCAUUCCUGCAGAUGGAGUAAAUAAAUAAAUAAAUAAAUAAAUAAA